Molecule: messenger RNA, 342 nt
Organism: Penicillium chermesinum
Lineage: Eukaryota; Fungi; Ascomycota; Eurotiomycetes; Eurotiales; Aspergillaceae
Product: DUF718 domain protein
Exons: 3
Coding region: 1-342 (113 amino acids)
Source: RefSeq, a predicted model, not a curated record
AUGUCUUUUGUUCGCCCCAUUGCACAAAUCGUCCAUCUUAAGCCCUCGGCCGUGGCUGCGUACAAAGACAUCGCCAUGGGACGAUUUUCUAAUCAUACUUCGACUCAGACUCUAUCUUUUUCGACAAUGAUCGCACGCUUUCCGCAACUUUCAAAUAUAUCAGCGCAGACUUCGAGGGGCCCAUGGAAAAAAAAAAAAGCAUGCGAACCCAAAAUUGAGAGAAUGGUGGGCCAUGACAGACGGAAUGCAAGUGCGUAUGCUGUGUCUUCUACUAAUGAAUCUGCGGCGAAGGAGAACCCAAUCCCGGGAGCUGCGGGUAGUGCCGAUGGCCCUGGGUGGUAG